This is a messenger RNA of Alternaria postmessia, 1500 nucleotides long. RefSeq lists its product as uncharacterized. The record is from RefSeq and is a predicted model, not a curated record. Gene Ontology annotation, molecular function: zinc ion binding. Lineage: Eukaryota; Fungi; Ascomycota; Dothideomycetes; Pleosporales; Pleosporaceae. The coding region runs from base 1 to 1500 and encodes 499 amino acids. Gene Ontology annotation, biological process: DNA-templated transcription; nucleotide-excision repair; regulation of transcription by RNA polymerase II. Gene Ontology annotation, cellular component: transcription factor TFIIH holo complex; transcription factor TFIIH core complex. The transcript has a single exon.
AUGGCCGAUUCGGAUUACGAUUUCGAUGACGAGAGUUCAGCCGACGAGUACGUUGGUGCGAAGAGCGGUACUUCAAGCACACGCGCACAAUCUUCGGCGCCUGGCAAGAGGCGGAAAGUAGAGGCGCCUGUGAAGGAACCGCCAAAGCGGCAGGCAUGGGAAACAGAAUACUCGCGGACGGUCCAGAAGACGAUAGAACCGGCAGACGAUGGCACACUAGGACAGAGCGUACAAGAACGGGAAGAAGAGAGGAAGCGCAAAAGGUUACGGAAAGAUACAAAGCCUUUCCAGCGAGGUAUCAUACGUCACGUCGUCCUGGUGCUUGAUCUGUCAGAGGCCAUGAUGGAAAAAGACAUGCGGCCCAACCGAUACAUCACGAUGAUCAACUACACACAAGACUACAUCCGCGAGUUUUUCGAACAAAACCCUAUAUCGCAGAUGAGCGUACUGGGUAUGCACGAUGGUGUCUGCAUACGAGUCUCGGAGCUCUCGGGCAACCCAGCAGAACACGUUGCAGCGAUACAAGGCCUGAGAAGCAAAGAUGACGGCAAAGAGCCCAAGGGCGCGCCCAGUUUGCAGAACGCAUUGGAACUGGCAAGAGCAACAUUAUACCACACACCAAGCCACGGCACGCGAGAGGUCAUUGUUGUCUUUGGGAGCUUGUUGAGUUUAGAUCCGGGUGAUAUACACCAAACAGUCAAAGCCUGCGUACGAGACCGAAUACGUGUCAGCGUAAUUGGUAUGGGCGCGCGCCUCAAGAUCUGCACAGAAAUUGUCACUCGGACAAACGCUGGUGAUGAAUCCGAGUACACAAUCGCAACCGAUCAGGAAAUGCUCAAGGAGCUCCUCCUCGCCACUACAACACCCCCCGUAAUCCGUACAACAGCACCGGCAGUCGCAGCACCAGCCGCUCCGCAAGCCCCAGAUCCUUCCUCCGCCGCAGCACUCAUGAUGAUGGGUUUCCCAUCCCGUGUAGUAGAAGACCAACUAACCAUGUGCGCAUGCCACGGCAACCUCACAAUGGGAGGUUACACCUGUUCUCGCUGCAGCGCAAAAGUCUGCUCCUUACCUAUCACCUGCCCCUCCUGCCAACUCACCUUGCUCCUCUCCACCCAUCUCGCGCGAUCUUACCACCAUCUUUUCCCCCUCCGCAACUGGUCCACAGUAUCCUGGUCGCGCGCCCGCGAAAAGGGAAGUAAGCAGUGUGUGGGCUGUCUAGCUUCCUUUAGUGAUCCGCCAAGCAGCAAUAAUGAAAGAAGUGAGGCGGAACAAGACGGCGAGGUCAACAAAGAGAAGAGGGACGAAGAGGAUAGCGAAGAGCAGAAGGCGUCUGAGAGCGGGAGGUAUGAAUGCAGGGCUUGUGAAAGUCACUUUUGUAUCGAUUGUGAUAUGUUUGCGCAUAUGGUCCUGCAUAAUUGUCCUGGGUGUUUGGGGAGGUUGGAUCCGGGGGCUGUUGUGCAGGCGAGUAACGGAAAUGGGGAUGUCGAGAUGACAGGGUGA